Messenger RNA from Stegostoma tigrinum, 3781 nucleotides. RefSeq names its product urocortin 3, like (gene ucn3l). NCBI's taxonomy places the organism in Eukaryota, Metazoa, Chordata, Chondrichthyes, Orectolobiformes, Stegostomatidae. Gene Ontology annotation, cellular component: extracellular region. The record is from RefSeq and is a predicted model, not a curated record. The transcript has 3 exons. Gene Ontology annotation, molecular function: corticotropin-releasing hormone receptor 2 binding; hormone activity. Bases 313 to 861 code for a protein of 182 amino acids. Gene Ontology annotation, biological process: digestion; adenylate cyclase-activating G protein-coupled receptor signaling pathway; cellular response to nutrient levels.
UUAAAGAAGCACGACGUAAAUGUUACGAAUCCAACCCCGUGAUCUCAGGGUUUAAUUUAAGAGGCAGACUAGGCUGUUUUAUUAGGGGGAACAAACUACUUCACCGAAAAAAAAGUUGGGGGAAUGCAAGAAAGAAAUCCAGAGGUAAAAUCAAGCGAACGGAGCGACUGACUGUUGGUUCAAUUUUGCAAUUAAUUAACACUGAAGUUUCACAACUGAACUUUAUUUUCGGGGGUUUAAAUUGGUAUCAUCAAUCGGACAGAAUGGCCCACCAUAUGGCAGAGAGAGCCAAGACAGGUGGUGGGGUCGCCAAUGUUCAUCUCCUUGGCCCAUAUGAGGAGACAAUCCUUGAGCUUGCGGGAGAGGAUAAAGACUGUUUGUGUGGGGAUGCCAACAUCUCCAUGUUCCAGCAAUCAAGAUAAAAUGAUGUCUUUCACGAAGCUUGUUUUCCUGUUAACUGUAUGUUGCACUGCAAGAAGCAACUUUGGCUACAGACUGUACAAAAUAAACAAAAAUUAUUCUUGUAACGACGAGCUGCUUUCUGAAGCAAUGAAGGAUGAACCUCAAGAGAAUGCCUCACCGAAGGAUGGACAGUUCGCCUACCUACCAACUGAUAUAUCUUCAUUUGCUGAAGAAAAAGAGAAAAGGACAUUGCCAUUUGCUCGAUAUAAGUAUCUCAACCGAACACAAUUGAAAAGAAAAAUGUAUCAGAAUAAUGCAAGGAACAAUCGUCGAACCAAGUUCACUCUGUCCCUAGAUGUGCCCACGAACAUUCUUAAUAUUCUUUUAAACAUUGCAAAAGCUAAAAGCAUGAGAGCAAAGGCAGCAGCAAAUGCUCGUCUGAUGGCACAAAUUGGCUGAAGAAAGUAGAUUUGUAAAUAUUUAAGUUUUAAGAUAUUUCCAUGUCAGCAUGAAACUGCAGCUAUAUGCUUAUGGCCAGAAUUUGUUAUCACUAAAAAAAAUCCAUUUGGCAGGUGACAGGAAAUGUUAGGUCCUCUUUAUGAAUCAACAGAGAAUGAGAAAUUACACAGUAACUGGAAAGGUUUUGAUAAAUAUCAUAAACUUUCACCAUAAAAUCUACCCUUUAAUACAGUGGAUUAUUGAAGAGUAAAGUCAGGAAAUCAGGACUUUUCAGAAAAGUUUGACUUUACGGAAUUAGUCAAACUUAUUUCUGAAAACACAUUAAUCAUAGAGUAGUGUUAGGCCCUUUCAAUAGAUGACAUAACAAGUUAGGUACAAUAAACUCUGAUGAGCAGCACUAAUGAUUGGAAGCUAAUUCACAUAUUUUCCCUUCAUUUAGAGUUCCAUUAAUCCAGUUUUCACGUAGAUAACAAUUUUCAAAGGCUGUUUGAGAUGAUACAUGAAAAUGACCAAUGUUCACUUAGUUCCGAUUCUACCAUAGUGGUAGUUACAUAAUGCAAAUAUAAUGUAAUUUUUUGCCUAAUUGCAGCAAUCACCUCUAUUAAUUAUUCUACCACAGAUAUAUCAAUGGCAAAUAAAACCCCACUGACAGAGACAUUUGAGAAAUAUGGGAGGAAAAUAAACAUCUUAGAACCAAGAAUGUUAUGCUUAACCACAUACUAUUUUUCAUUAGAUUUUAUAUAUUGUGAUAGUAACCAUGAGAAAAAUAAUGUAAAUUUUGUGUAGUCCUGCCUAAGGGGAGGUUACAUGAAAGUAAGAUCUAGUGACCACAGACCAGGUUUUUCCUUUCACUCCUUGCUGAUCAGGACAGCUAGGGACAGAAAAUUGUUUGUCUUUUUUCACUCACUCACCCCAUUUUCAGCUGCCUGUGCCCAGAAGCUUUCAGCACAUUCUCCCAGAAGUAGACAUGCAUUUUGAGAGAUGAUGCAAAUUAGAGAAAUACAUCCAUUGGCAUUUUUCCUGCAAUGUGCAACUUUGUAAUUCUGGACUUUGCAUGCUUUUCAAACAAUUUGCAUGUCUAUUAAAUCCUGGGUCCAGCAUUUCUCUGGCAGCAAAAUAUAUCUUUAGCAGCAAAAAGAACACCUUUCAACGUUUAUCAGUGGUAAGGACUAUGCAAUCCCUAGCUGGGACAUGAAGGAUAAAACGUUGUUUUAUUGACAGCUCAGGAGUUCAAUAGCACCAUAUUGCAUCCAUAUGUUUCUACUGGCAUGUUAGCCUGUUAGUGAAUGUACAUUUACAUAGAAUAUGUAGCACAAGAAUAUUGCCAUUCUGCCCAAAUUGUCUACAUAAACCUGCUUAUGUUCUACAUAAGCCUGCUCUCACCUUCUUCACGUCAUGCUGUCAGCAGAACUUUCUACUCUUUUUCCUAAUUUAUCCUCUUAAAUGCAUCCAUGCUCUGAGGUGGCAAGUUGCUAGAAGUUUGGUCCUGUUGUGUCUCUAUCUAAAAUCAGCAAGAAAGCACACGUGUCAAUGUUAUUUUUGGAUCAGAUCAGAUCUUAUCUAAUGUUUAGAUUUCCCCUCCCUCCAAUGUCAGCUGUGGCCCAGUUGGUACCUAACUUAAUUUAAAAGGCAAAAGGAUGUGGGCUGCUCCUCUUGCUGCAGGACCUAAGUAUAUAACCUAAAUAUAUCUUUAAUCCUUUUUCCUCUCUCCAACCUGUCCCUCCCCAUUGAAGAAUCCUUUAUAAAUAGAUUAGUAAUCUCAGAUUCUCCAUCAAAAGUACUCAUAAUUCAAAGUGCUGACAGUGGAAAGUAUUUUGCUUAAUGCUUUUUAAGCAAAUAGGUUUCUAUCUACAGGUAUCAAUGAAAUACAAUGUAAAUUCAGAUACAGAAACUAUCAAAUUUAAUAACCUAGCUACAUGUUGAUAAUUGGUACUUUAAAUCAGUUCAAUGAAUUCUGUAUAUGUUCAACUCAAAAUAGUAAGAAUCUGGAGCAACCAGAUAAGUAUUUGCUUUGCAAAAUGUUGUGUUGCUCUCAGCACUACUCCAUGCAUGCUCCCCUUCUAGCAGAGUUGUACUUUGUUUCUACCUCACCCUAAGGCCACCUCUAGCCAAUGAACUUUCACCUACUGUGAACUGCUUCCUGUGGUCAUUCUUCAAAGGACUGCAGAUGUAAAUGAGUUGGUUCCCUCGCUGCACCUCAUUUAUUUUAAAAAGUCCUGUUCUCUUAAAUGGCCAAAUUUCACUGUCCAAUUUUUUUUGACUUCCUAAGAAGUCUCGGAACUUGAGUAGCCUAUAAACCCAGUUUGAGAACUGCCAUUUCAAGCCAGCAGACUACUCAGCUAACUGUUUAAGGCUUCUUCCAAAUACUACUUAAUCAAUUGCUGAAAAGAGCUCCUACGAUAUAAGAUAAAAGAGUAGAUUCUUUUGUUCUCAGUUCUGUUUGUACAAGCAGCUAUUUUCCACUGAAUAGAUCCAUUAAGUGCAAACUCAUUACUUGGUAAUUUAAAGCUUUUGCUUACAACUAACCACUAAAUUAUCCAAUCCUUUGACUAUGUUUCUGCAAAUAAGACCGAUGCUUACUUAGGUGCUCACCAUUUACAACCUCAGCAUGCCCCUGCCAUACAAUGUAGUUUUGUUCAUAUGGAUUUAAUCAGUUCAUAGUUACAUCAUUAUUUUGUUUACUUAACUUGGUUUCAUUAUGUGGCUAACUCUGGUUGAACAUUUUCAACCCCCAAUCGCAAUAUGAUAAUUUAUUAUGGUGUGAAUUGAACUCAUUGGCCCCAAUUACAUGGGGGGUGUUUCGGAAAAAAAUUGACAAAGCUGGGGAUGAAGAAGUCAUAGAUAAUGGCAACUGCAGAUGCUGGAGAAUCGAGAUAACAAAGUGUGGAGCUGGAUGCACACAGCAGGCCAAGCAGCAUCU